Messenger RNA from Balearica regulorum gibbericeps (East African grey crowned-crane), 417 nucleotides. Lineage: Eukaryota; Metazoa; Chordata; Aves; Gruiformes; Gruidae. The record is from RefSeq and is a predicted model, not a curated record.
UGAAAAAGGCCAUAGAUUUUAAAUCUAGAGGAUUUAAAUUGUUUCCAGGGAAAGACAACAGCAACAAGUUUUCUAUCUUAAAUGAGGGAGGUAUUAAACAGGCAUCCAAUUUGUGUCCAGAUCCUGGAGAACCAGAAAAUGGAAAACGGAUAGGCUCAGAUUUUAGCUUGGGAGCAACAGUACAGUUCUCCUGCGAUGAAGAUUAUGUGCUACAAGGUUCAAAAAGUAUCACCUGUCAGAGGAUAGCUGAAGUUUUUGCUGCAUGGAGUGAUCAUAGACCUGUGUGUAAAGUCAAGACUUGCGGAUCCAAUCUUCAGGGACCUGGAGGCACUUUCACAUCACCCAAUUUUCCAUUCCAGUAUGACAGCAAUGCUCAAUGUGUGUGGGUCAUCACAGCUAUCAAUACUAAUAAGGUAA